AUGUCGGAUGACGAACGAAUGGACACAGGCGAUUUCGAAGGAGGUGAUUACGAGCAAGAUUACCUGGAUCCAGAUACAUUGAACUACGAGAAUGAAGAUGGUGAAAACGCUCAAAAUGAAGAAGAAGGUGUGAACGGUGAGAUUGACGAGACGAUGAUUGUUGAAUCAAAUGCACCUCAAGAUGGUGAAAGACAACGUACGGGAAAAGCAGCCAAACCCAAUGAAGUGAGGGUGACUACACCUUAUAUGACGAAAUAUGAGAGAGCUAGAGUGUUGGGUACGAGGGCAUUGCAAAUUAGUAUGAACGCCCCAGUGUUGGUCCCAGUGGAAGGCGAGACAGACCCAUUGGAAAUUGCUCUAAAGGAAUUAGCAGCUAAGAAGAUCCCAUUGGUGAUACGGCGAUAUCUUCCUGAUAACUCGUUCGAAGAUUGGAAAGUUGAAGAACUCAUCAUCCAGGAGUAG
Molecule: messenger RNA, 462 nt
Organism: Kwoniella botswanensis
Lineage: Eukaryota; Fungi; Basidiomycota; Tremellomycetes; Tremellales; Cryptococcaceae
Exons: 5
Coding region: 1-462 (153 amino acids)
Biological process (GO): transcription by RNA polymerase II; transcription by RNA polymerase I; tRNA transcription by RNA polymerase III
Cellular component (GO): nucleus; RNA polymerase II, core complex; RNA polymerase I complex
Molecular function (GO): DNA binding
Source: RefSeq, a predicted model, not a curated record